Messenger RNA from Triticum turgidum subsp. durum (durum wheat), 1371 nucleotides. The record is from the annotation of a GenBank genome assembly. Lineage: Eukaryota; Viridiplantae; Streptophyta; Magnoliopsida; Poales; Poaceae.
AUGGAGGAGGCUGGGAGCGACGAUCGCAUCAGCGGCCUCUCCGACGACCUCCUGCGCGACGUCCUCCUCCGCCUCCGCUCGCUCCCCGCCGCCGCGCGCACCGGCAUCCUCUCCCGCCGCUGGCGCCACGUCUGGACCAGCAUCCCCGAGCUCGUCAUCGACGAGCUCCACGUGCCGGGCCGGCCGCCGAGCUCCUUCCUGCGCGCCGUGGAAGGCGCCCUCGCCGCCUACUCCGCCUCCAACGUCGACGUCGCCGCGCUCACCAUCGCCGUGCCCGACGUCAGGCUCUGCCGAAUCGAAGCUCGCCGCGUCUCCUCGUGGCUGCGCGUCGCCUCGGAGCGCGUCGCCGGCACGCUGUCCCUCGCCCUGCCCCGCUCCGAGCCCACCACCCACGGACAGGAAAUCGAGCUGCCCCCUUGCGGGAGGGCGACGGAGAUCGCGCUCUCCCUCGCGGGGGAGUUCGUGCUCCGGCUCCGGCCGGCGGCCUCGUUCGCUGCGCUCACCGUCCUGACGAUACAGUCGGCAGCCAUGGACGGGCGGGAGCUCGGGGCGUUCGUGUCGUCCAUGUGCCCGCGCCUGACGGACCUCACCCUGCGCGUCAACCUCGUGGCCUGCUCGGACGUCUCCAUCCGCUCCGCUUCCCUCAGGCGCCUAGAAUUCGGGGCCGGGUGCGCCCAGCGGCUCGGGGUCGCCGCCCCCAUGCUCGAAGUGCUGGUCGCGUCUUUCCUCCACCACGCCCACAUCUCGGCCCCGAGGCUCGCCGAGGCCAAGGUCCAGCGCCUGCACCGGCACCACUUCGCCGACGACGUGCCUCGUCGUCUCCGGCGGCUGGACAUCACGCAGCUGUACCUACACGCGGCGGCGCCCCCGAGGGCGCGGCGGUUCGAUGCGGUCGACGAGCUGAGACUGUCUGCCCUCAUUGGAAUGGAGGGAUACACUAGCUUCUUGGAUGAUGUAAACAAUCUUCCCGUGUGUCAGACCGUAUUAUCGGUAUCGUUAACGGGGGAUCACCACGGCUUUGUUCCAACCAUGCUGCAUCUCCUCAGGAGAAGCAACGCUAUAAGGAGGCUUGUGCUGGAGACAUACACUCAGGCGAAAGACCCAUGCUCGACGGCUUGUCCAUGUCGCUUGCCGGAGAGUUACAGGGCCAACAAUAUGACCCUCGAUUCACUUGAAGAGAUAGAGAUCAAUACGUUCAUGGGAGCAGAUGACCAGGUGGAAUUUCUAGAGUUGCUAGUAUCCAGAUGCAGUGCAACAAGACCUAUAAAUGUGGUGCUCAACAAGUCGUACCUUGUUCCUUUACCAACCGAGAAAGUUUCCGAGAUGAUCCGCAGCAUUUCUCGUCCAAAUCUCAGAGUCGGAUUACAUUAA